AUGACACUCAACGUCACAUCUAUGCAGGGUGUUAUCUGGAGUGGAAACCCUCUCCAAGUCAACGUAUCAACCCUACCAGUCCCGCAGAUUAUCGACCCAACAGACGCUAUUGUUAAAGUUAGCCUGUCGGCUAUUUGUAGCGCAGACAUUCGCACGUACAAUGGAGCCUAUGAGGAGAAGGAGGUGCCAUGGGUGAUGGGACAUGAGGCACUCGGGAUCGUUGUUGAAGUCGGGGAUUCAGUCACGUCAUUCGCCGUUGGUGAUAAAGUUGUCGUCCCCGAUCAAGUUUCGGGUGGGCUUUUCGACCUUUCUACAGCGGAAUUGAUGGGGUUGGGACUGGGGGUCAAUUACUAUGCGACAACGGGAUGUCAAGCUGAAUAUGUGCGAGUUCCGUCCGCAAACGACAAUUUAUUCCUCGUCCCCCAAAACAGCGAUGCUCCAUCCAAUCCUCCUCCUCAAAACCUCGACUACGAUUACCUUCUAGCAUCGAGUAUAUUCGCUAUGGGGUGGGAAGCUCUUGAUCUGGCUGGUUAUCAGCCAGGUGAUUCAGUUGCUGUUUUCGGUGCUGGUCCUAUUGGCCUCAUGGCUGUGUACUCGGCCGUGCUUCGGGGUGCCUCCCGCGUAUUCCUCAUCGACGGCGAUCGUCAAACUUUGUCAGUUGCAGAGGGACUUGGAGCCAUGCCCAUCGACCUUGUUCAUUCGGACCCAGUUGCAAAGAUUCUUCGCCAAGUGCCCGAUGGGGCAACAAGAAGUGUUGAUUGUGUUGGGAUCGAAGCUGCGAAUAGGCUUCAACUGACAGAGGACAAGAUUCUUCAGAACAUGAUGGAGAUCACUAAGGUUGGUGGUGGCAUCGGUCGAGUUGGAACAUAUCAAGAUCCCGGUAAUCGGUCCUACACACUACGGUGGCAGGACCUAUUGCCAACCUUCCAAUUUGUCAUGUCUGGGUUCUUCAAACAGGGCCCGCCGGUGAGAUCGGGUGCUAUUGAUGCAACCUUGGCGGCCCCCAAGUUAAUGGAAAUGAUAUCGAAGGGAGAAGCAAAGCCCAGCUUUAUCCUGAGCAGUAUCAUUGGACUUGAAGAGGUGUCACAAUUUUAUGAGCGGGCUAGCCAACGUCUGGAGACAAAGGUUGUUAUCAAAUUUCCCUCUCCAUAG
Penicillium canariense is the source of this 1152-nucleotide messenger RNA. RefSeq lists its product as uncharacterized. Bases 1 to 1152 code for a protein of 383 amino acids. NCBI's taxonomy places the organism in Eukaryota, Fungi, Ascomycota, Eurotiomycetes, Eurotiales, Aspergillaceae. The transcript has 2 exons. The record is from RefSeq and is a predicted model, not a curated record.